This is a messenger RNA of Neltuma alba, 618 nucleotides long. Its product is annotated as CASP-like protein 4D2. Bases 1 to 543 code for a protein of 180 amino acids. The record is from RefSeq and is a predicted model, not a curated record. NCBI's taxonomy places the organism in Eukaryota, Viridiplantae, Streptophyta, Magnoliopsida, Fabales, Fabaceae. The transcript has 3 exons.
AUGGGGUCCCAAGCUGUUGCAGUGUCAAUGCUUGUGUUGAGGAUCAUUGCUCUGGCAGCCUCAGUGGCGACAAUCGUUUUAUUGGUUACUGACAAUGUCAAGUCUGAUGGUUUUUUUAUCUUCCAGUUGAAAUUCCAAGAUAUUAUAGCUUUCAGGUACGCUUUAGCAGUAGCAGCAAUAUCAGCAGCGUAUGGAAUCCUACAACUUCCAUUUGCAGUGUACUAUGCUGUGAAGGAGAAGAGACUAAUACGCAAUGGCUGCUUGCCUGAUUUUGACUUCAUUGCCGAUAAGGUGAUUAGUCUGGUGCUGGCAACAGCAGUAGGUGCUGGAAUUGGUGUGUCAUAUGAGGCCAAGAGAGGGUCUUUGCAAAACGCAGGAGUGCCAGUGUUAAUCAUUGUGGACUUUAAUGACAAAGUCGACCAGUUUUUUGAGAGAGGCAUUAUUGCUUCAUCCGUUCUGGCUGUGGCCUGCCUUUGCAUGGCCAUCGUAUCAGUGAUUUCCUCCGUUGAUCGAAGCCGAAGCAGAGGAGGCUUCUUCAACUGAACAUUUCAUUCAUUUCUUCUAUCAUAUCAUCCUCAAAAUAAUUAGAGACAAGAUCUCUGCCUAUGUAUAAAGUGU